Daucus carota subsp. sativus is the source of this 2669-nucleotide messenger RNA. RefSeq names its product probable 1-deoxy-D-xylulose-5-phosphate synthase, chloroplastic. Bases 375 to 2513 code for a protein of 712 amino acids. The record is from RefSeq and is a predicted model, not a curated record. NCBI's taxonomy places the organism in Eukaryota, Viridiplantae, Streptophyta, Magnoliopsida, Apiales, Apiaceae. The transcript has 10 exons. Gene Ontology annotation, cellular component: chloroplast. Gene Ontology annotation, biological process: chlorophyll biosynthetic process; terpenoid biosynthetic process. Gene Ontology annotation, molecular function: 1-deoxy-D-xylulose-5-phosphate synthase activity.
AACACGGGGAUACAAGUAUAAACCCACUCACUCUAAACACAAACAUAAGCCACUGAAUCUUAUAAUCUUGUCUGUCCUAAACACCCAUUAAUCUCUCUCUCUCUCACCCUCCCUCCCUCCCUCUCUCUCUCUCUCUCACCCUCUCUCUCUCUCUCUCUCUCUCUCUCUCUCUCUCUCUCUCCCUCUCUCCCCCCUUCUCUCUCUCUCUCUCUCUCUCUCCCUCUCUCUCCCUCUCUCCCCCCUUCUCUCUCUCUCUCUCAUCUCUCUCUCUCUCUCUCUGAUAAUAAUAUAUAAACACCAAGUGGGCAAGUAGUGGUCUACUAUCUUGCUGUGUUGUUGAGCUCCAAAACACAUAAGUGUGUGAAAAUUAUUCGAUGGCUUUGUGUACAUUAGCAUUUCAUGGGAAGUUUAGCAAGGGAGCGAGUUUGGAUCUCCAGAAGUCUCGUUUGUGCUUUGGAACAGAUCUGCACUCUCAGUAUCCACAGAAACUUAAUCAGACAAGGAAAAGAUCACUUGGAAUAUGUGCAAAUCUGUCCGAGACAGGGGAAUACCAUUCUCAGAGACCUCCUACUCCUCUUUUGGACACGAUCAACUAUCCGAUUCACAUGAAAAAUCUGUCAACCAAGGAACUGAAGCAACUGGCAGAUGAACUGCGGUCCGAUGUCAUCUUCAAUGUUUCUAAGACCGGUGGUCAUCUUGGUUCAAGCCUUGGGGUUGUUGAGCUCACAGUAGCUCUUCAUUAUGUCUUUAAUGCUCCUCAAGAUAAGAUUCUGUGGGAUGUUGGACAUCAGUCAUACCCACACAAAAUUUUGACUGGAAGAAGGGACAAGAUGCACACAAUGAGACAGACAAAUGGCUUGGCAGGAUUUACUAAGCGAGCGGAGAGUGAUUAUGACUGCUUUGGUACUGGUCACAGUUCUACCACAAUUUCUGCAGGAUUAGGGAUGGCCGUGGGAAGGGAUUUAAAGGGAGCAAACAAUGAUGUAAUUGCAAUUAUAGGGGAUGGUGCCAUGACAGCUGGUCAAGCUUAUGAAGCUAUGAAUAAUGCUGGGUACUUGGAUUCAGACAUGAUUGUCAUUCUUAAUGACAAUAAACAGGUCUCUUUACCCACAGCUACUUUGGAUGGACCAGCAGCCCCUGUGGGAGCGUUGAGCAGUGCUCUCAGUAGGUUACAGUCCAACAGGCCACUCAGAGAAUUAAGAGAAGUUGCUAAGGGAGUUACCAAACAGAUUGGCGGGCCUAUGCAUGAAAUUGCUGCAAAAGUUGAUGAAUAUGCACGUGGGAUGAUUAGCGGUUCUGGAUCAAGUUUAUUCGAAGAACUUGGACUCUAUUACAUCGGUCCUGUUGAUGGUCACAAUAUUGAUGACCUUGUUGCCAUUAUGAAAGAGGUUAAAAGUACCAAGUCAACUGGUCCUGUAUUGAUUCAUGUUAUCACUGAGAAAGGCCGAGGAUACCCCUAUGCUGAAAAGGCUGCAGACAAAUACCAUGGAGUUGCAAAGUUUGAUCCAGCAACUGGGCAGCAAUUUAAAGCCAGCGCUAAAACUCAGUCUUACACAACAUACUUUGCAGAUGCCUUGAUUGCGGAAGCAGAGAGUGAUAAAGGAAUAGUUGCAAUCCAUGCUGCAAUGGGUGGAGGAACAGGCAUGAACAUUUUCCAACGCCGGUUUCCGACCAGGUGUUUUGAUGUUGGAAUAGCAGAACAACAUGCUGUAACUUUUGCAGCAGGAUUGGCAUGUGAAGGCCUAAAACCUUUUUGUGCAAUUUAUUCAUCUUUCUUGCAGAGGGCCUAUGAUCAGGUAGUCCAUGAUGUGGAUUUGCAGAAGUUGCCAGUGAGAUUUGCAAUGGACAGAGCUGGCCUGGUUGGAGCAGAUGGUCCCACACAUUCUGGAUCAUUCGAUGUGACCUACAUGGCUUGCCUCCCGAAUAUGGUAGUGAUGGCCCCUUCUGAUGAGGCUGAGUUAUUUCACAUGGUUGCAACUGCUGCUGCCAUAGAUGAUCGGCCUAGUUGUUUCCGUUACCCAAGAGGAAAUGGGAUUGGUGUAGAGUUGCCUACUGGAAACAAAGGCAUUCCACUCGAAGUCGGAAAAGGCCGGGUGUUGAUUGAAGGGGAACGAGUAGCACUCUUGGGCUAUGGAGCAGCAGUUCAAAGUUGUUUGGCUGCAGCUUACUUGCUAGAAACUCGUGGUUUACGUCCAACAGUUGCUGAUGCACGCUUCUGUAAACCACUGGAUCAUGCACUUAUUCGCAGCCUCGUAAAAUCGCAUGAUGUGUUGAUCACAGUUGAAGAAGGAUCUAUAGGAGGGUUUGGUUCUCAUGUUGUUCAAUUCAUGGCCCUUGACGGGCUUCUUGAUGAAAAUAUAAAGUGGAGACCAAUUGUCCUUCCUGAUCGCUACAUUGACCACGGAUCACCAGCGGAUCAACUAGCUGAAGCCGGACUGACUCCAUCUCACAUUGCUGCAACAGUAUUUAAUAUCCUCGGGCAAACAAGGGAGGCUCUAGAGAUCAUGUCGUAACUUAGAAUCAGGGUUGUUUAACCAUAAGUAUUUGCCAUCGAUGUACAAAAAUCAAGGCAAGUUACAAACUAAUGUGAAUACGUAAGAAUCUAUGGUUUGUUUUGUUUGAAUGUUAUAAGAGGUAGUAAUGGCGAGUUCAGUGUUUUUUGUGGUUUA